This is a messenger RNA of Orussus abietinus, 4500 nucleotides long. RefSeq names its product probable serine/threonine-protein kinase kinX. The transcript has 18 exons. Gene Ontology annotation, molecular function: calmodulin binding; diacylglycerol binding; syntaxin-1 binding. The coding region runs from base 361 to 4500 and encodes 1379 amino acids. Gene Ontology annotation, cellular component: plasma membrane. Lineage: Eukaryota; Metazoa; Arthropoda; Insecta; Hymenoptera; Orussidae. The record is from RefSeq and is a predicted model, not a curated record. Gene Ontology annotation, biological process: chemical synaptic transmission.
GGAAGGAUCUCCGCGGACCCUGGCACCGGGGGAUCGCGCAGUAGCUUCGGCGUCGCUGGAUCGGGGGGGCGGACGAGAUGCGUGCCCACGCGCCUUUCCGCUAGAUAGAGGGCGAUCGACCGGUCCGCGUGUACGUCCCAUCCGGCCCCUCUCGGUUGGGGAACGACGAGAUCGCCCAGACACCCGAAGAGGACGCUCCGCAACGACGCCCCGAGACGACGCCCCGACACGACGACUCGAGACGACGACUCGAGACGACGACUCGAGACGACGAUCCGUAGCGACGUCGGGAAGAACGAAGAGAAAUCGGAGCUCGCGGCCGAACGUUAACCCGAUUCAUCGACCGAGUAGUUCCACGACAUGUCCCUGCUUAACGUCACCGUGAAAAAAGCGAGGUUCGUCGGGGUCCAAGCGCAACAAUUCAACACCUACGUCACCCUGAAGCUGCAAAACGUGAAAUCAACGACGGUCACUGUCAAGGGGGCGAAUCCAUGUUGGGAACAGGAUUUCCUUUUCGAGACAAACGACGUGAACACGGGGUUGCUGGUGGAGGUCUGGAGCAAGGGAAUGAUCUGGGACCGAGCGUUGGGCUACCAUUACAUCCCGUUGCCGAAAGUGCCCUACUCGAACGAGGAAGGCUGCGGACAAUGGGUGAGCCUGGACUCGGAGCUGGAGAUGCGAGGCGGCGAGGUGGUCGGCACCAAGUCGCCCUCGGGUCACAUGCUGCUCAUCGACUGCCGCUUCGAGCUGCCCUUCGACCCCGAGAACACGGAAGCGGCGGAUCUGCAGAGGAAGCUCGAGAUGCUGAACAACACGAUGGACCAGGAGGCGAGAGCGGAACAGGCGCGUCGGCAGAUACUUUACAAUAUAGGCCACUCGGGGUACUCGGAGGACUCGGAUUACACGUCGGAUUUAAACUACCCCGUGGGGGGGCAAGGAGCCAACAGCUCGGCCUCGCAAUUCCGCACGGCGGCCAAUCAGUUGGCGACCCCUCAGAGAUCUCUGGAGACGUCGAGGGAAAACAGCUACGAGAGGGACGAUCAUCAGAUUCCACCGACGUUUGGUGGUAGAUUGGCUGCCGGGACUUACGGUGGGUACGGUGGAAGAGGGCACAGUCCGAGGUACGACGAGCCGUAUCCGGAAGAAGGACCGCCCCAAAGGUAUUCCUCGCAGACCGCCGAAUCUUCCGAGCCACUUUUCUACAACAGCAGACCGAGGCACUACAAGGAAUACAGACGACGGAAGCACACGUGGGAUUACGAGGACAGUCAAGAUGGCUGGUACAGCGAGGGCUACGACUACACGGGGACCAGAGUCGACGAAACUAGAAUUUACAGCGAUACGGAGUACUAUUCCGGUACCGGAACCACCACGUUUUCGAGAAGAAGAGGUCCUCACAGAAGACCGUCGCUGGAAAGGCAAACGACGCUGUAUGACGAGCAUUCGCACUAUACGACCGAUGACUACGCCGACGCGAGGAUCGGAGAGAUGAGUGCAACGUAUUCGGAAAGCCACACGGGCGUUAGGUACCUCGACGGUAUGACGGGAUACCUGUACCAGGAUGAAAGAUACGGGAGAGACGACGAGGACAGGCAGUGGGACAGCGGGGGGAAGUGGUACUCGGGAUCGAAUACGUAUUACGAGAACAAACGCAACAGGAAGACCCUCCCCCAAAGACCAGCGUCCAGCAUAGGCAUUCAUCGGCCAGAGUACAGACCGACGGUAACCAGACAGCGCAGCUACGAUUCCGAAGAAAUUAACUACGGCGGUCAAAGUUCCCGUCGGAGGAAGACGUUGCAGCCUCAACAGCGUCCCACGUCGCGUCAAGAAGGUACGGGGAAAAAAUUACCGCCGACACCAACGAAGCCCAGCAACGUGGUGCUGGGCCGGAAACCCGUCUCGCUUCCCGCUACACCUGGCCGACAACUGCCAAGGACCAGAACUCCCUCCGAAGAAGGCUACUACAAAUCGGACUAUAACGAGGACUACAAUUACGCGUACCGUAGUCAAGACAAUCUUCCGCAGGACUCGUACCUCGACAACGUCUACGGCGAGGACUACGAUCGGACCCAAGUAGCGGAUCCUUACGCGGGCUCGACGCAAAAUCGGUACACGGAAGAGUACGACCAAGUACAGGACCAGUAUUCGACGUCGACUACCUACGACCAGGGAUACGUGGAACCCCACAAACUGCCCACCUACGAGGAGGACCAGGCCUAUCCUCGGAAUACUCGGGAGGACGAGAAUCGGCAGCCCUACGUCCAGUCGACGGAAAUAUACCAAAAGUCCUAUCAAGAGACUUAUUCGCAACCGAGCCACGACGUCCGCGACAAGUCGCGGGAGGAGGUAAACGAGGGUAACUACCAGGGGGUCGUUUACGACGAGAACAACGGUCAGGGAUACGAGCAGCCGUACAAAGAAGAAGGCUAUCAGGAGCGGUACGGCAUGGGUUAUACCGCACCCGUGACGACGAGCACGUACGAGAUGCGGAAUAACGUGACCGGUGAUUACGGUCGGUAUCCGCCGGAGUCCUACGAAAGUGGAUACGACGCGACCGCUUCUGCCGACUACCAGGACGCUCAUCGAGAGACUUACGAGGAUAAUUACGGCCAGACUUCGGUUGCCGCCUCACAAGGAUACCAGCAACCUUAUGAGACGCAGCAGGAGGACUAUUCGAAUUAUCGAAAGCAAUCUUACGAUAAGCAGCGGGACGACUAUGCGAAUUAUUCGGAGCAAUCUCACGAUAAGCAACGGGAGGAUUAUUCUGAUUAUCGGAAGCAGCCUUACGACGAGCAACGCGGGGAGGGCUAUUUGGAUUACCGGGAGCAACCUUACGAUGAGCAACGGGAGGAUUACACGGAUUAUCGGAAGCAGUCUUACGACAAGCAGCACGAGGACUACUCGAAUUAUCGGAAGCAGGAUGAGGACUACCAGGACUACGAGAAAGACUCGUACGACAAGCAACGAGAAGACUAUCAGGAUUAUCGGAAGACGUACGACAAGGAGGAGGAACCGCAGCAGCAACAGCAGCAGCAUACAGAUUACAAGGACAAGUACGAAUACGAGGACUACUCGCGGCAACGCGACGACACCUACCAUCAGGACUCGUACGAAGGAUCCUUCGAGGAUAAGUACAAGGAGCAACUGUCGGAGCAACGUUCGAUGAGCACGGAAAGGAGGAAGAGCGAAGUCCCCGAGGUCUCGGUGACGACGCCCAGAGGCCAGACGAAGACCAACGGUUACCCUUCCAGCGAAUCCGAAUACUUUUAUCCUUGCCAGGACGGCCAGGACGUCUCGCCCCUGGGAUCCUCCAGAAGAAUGAAGUUGGGAAAACGAGAAGCCAGUCCCUUGGUGCAGCAGAACACGGAUUCCCUGGAGUCGAGGGACGACGAGCUGAAGGACUCGUUCGAGACGGCGGUGAGCUCGGUCGGCAGCAGCCAGCCCAUGAGGAGGUUCUCGGAGUAUUCCACGGCCGGAGACUCGAGUCCCGCCGCCGCCACCCUGGUCGACUCGCCCCAGAGCCUCGCGCAGACCCAGGCGCCCCUUACCGUCGACCGCGUCGCAGCGAAUCACGUGGCCGCCAACCACCUGCAGAAUACCGUCGUAACCACUGCCAUGGUACAUCCGACGACGACGAGCAACGGGAAACGACUGGCCAGGACCGAUUCUUACCGCGAGGACACCAUGGACGAGGAGGAAUAUCCCGAAAUCGUUCCCAAGGAACCUCGGAGGAAGGACUCCCAGUUGUCACACCAGAGUCAAAUCAGUCAGCACUCGUCGACGCAUUCGCAGAAGCCGAAACUUACGAGAGGCGACUCAUACGCUUCCGACCAUUUCGAGGAGGAGUACGGAUCUCCCGGUAGAAGGGACUCUUUCGUUCAGUCCGCCAGGAAGGAUUCCUACUCGUCCGUCACUCAGGACUCGUUCAAGACCCAGUCGAACAGGAACGAUUCCUACCUCAAGAGGGAUCUCGGCAGACAAACGUACGGGCAAAACUUCAACGCUCCGCAACCCAUUUCCAGAGCCGAAAGCUACCAACGGGGUUAUUUCAAGGACCAGGACUCCAUCGACGAGGAGAUCGUGCUGAGCAACGCGAUCAACGGAGAAUGCAAAAUGACGGACGAGAUGCUCGAGAGGUACGAACGAGGCGAGGAAGCUCUUCAUCGAGGGUCCCGCGAGAACUCUUUGGUGGAACCCUACAAGGGAACUCCGCCGAUUUCCCGCGACGAAAGCCCACGAGGGAGUAUGACGAAACAAACGUCGUUGGAGGAGAGCGUCCAAAUGGAUACUCCACCGAGAAGCCCCCCAGAACCCCCGGCCGACGAGGAGCUUUUGGAGAUGGUCGGAGUCGCACCGGUCCCCACUCAACUGAAGGAACGCGCCGAGAUGACGCCGAUGCAGAGGUGGCACUGGGCGUACAACAAGAUCACCAUGCAGCUAAACGGGAUCGACGAAAUUUUGGCGUCUCGAGCCGUUCCGGAAAUUGCAGCCGUGGACUGA